AUGUCCAAAGCCACCCCAUCACCAAAUCCCCUCCACGUUCUCCGCCAACGAUACCAAACAGCUCUGCACGAAUUCACCACGUCUCCAAAAUCCUUCGAAAUCCUCGACACCAUCGGCCGUCCGCACAUUAUCCCAUCCACACGAAGCACGCUCUACGUCCUUGACUCCUCCUUCAACCCGCCCACCCGCGCUCAUCUACACAUCGCAAAAUCCGCCCUUCUAACCGACCACCACAAUGAUCUGUCAACGGUUAGGUUACUCCUUCUGCUGGCGACUCAGAAUGCAGACAAGCCCUCCAAACCAGCCCUGUUUGAAGACCGGCUGGUCAUGAUGAACCUGUUCGCCAGAGACUUGCAAGAUGCACUUGUUUCCGAGGCAUCUACUACCUCAACUGCCGACGAGACAGUUCCGCCUAUUGACAUUGGUGUCACCAACUUGCCCUACUUUAUCGACAAAGCCGUGGCCAUAUCUUCAUCUCGAACUUACCCCGCAGAUUUGGAGCAAGUUCACCUGACGGGGUAUGAUACUUUGGUUCGGAUAUUCGACCCCAAAUAUUACCCGCCCGAUCAUACGCUGCAGCCAUUGGCGCCGUUCCUCGGACAGCAUCGGUUGCGGGUCACGUUACGGCCGGAUGAUGAAUGGGGUGGAAGAGACGAGCAGAGGAAGUUCUUGGUCGAUUUGGCGGGUGGGACAAUGGAGGAGAUUGGUGGGAGGAGGGAAUGGGCUGAGAGGAUCGAGAUUGUUGAGGGGAGAAAGGAGGGGGAUGAAGUUGUUAGUUCGACAAAGGCGAGGCAAGAGGCUGGUAAAGGAAAUGUGGAAGCCCUGCGGUGUUUGGUCACGGAGAGAGUGAAGGACUGGGUGGUCGGGGAGGGGUUAUAUAGAGCUUGA
Molecule: messenger RNA, 888 nt
Organism: Uncinocarpus reesii 1704
Lineage: Eukaryota; Fungi; Ascomycota; Eurotiomycetes; Onygenales; Onygenaceae
Exons: 1
Coding region: 1-888 (295 amino acids)
Cellular component (GO): cytoplasm; nucleus
Molecular function (GO): nicotinamide-nucleotide adenylyltransferase activity; ATP hydrolysis activity
Source: RefSeq, a predicted model, not a curated record